AUGCGGGGGCAGCUGGAGCGGAGCCGCGGCGAGUGGCGGCAGCUGGAGGAGGAGUUCGGGCAGCUCCAGGAGGCUCACAAAGUUUACAGGCAGAAGCUUGAAGAAGUCACCAGCCUGCAGACGGCCUGCAGCAGCUCCAUACAGAAGCAGAAGAAGACGCUGAAAGACUUGAAGCACCAACUGCAACGGUGCAAGCCCAGAGCUAGUCCUGAAGAAUUUGCUCUCAUACAGCAAAUCAGCAGCCAGAUCAAAGAGAGGCAAAAUGUUUUCUUUGACAUGGAAGCCUACUUGCCAAAGAAGAACAGUCUGUACUUGAAUCUUGUGCUGGGAAAUGUGAAUGUAACUCUUCUGAGUAACCAGGCAAAGUUCGCCUACAAAGACGAAUAUGAAAAGUUCAAACUUUAUCUGACUAUAAUCUUGCUACUCGGGGCUGUGGCCUGCAGGUUUUUCCUUCACUACAGGGUGACAGAUGAAGUGUUUAACUUUCUAUUAGUGUGGUAUUACUGCACGCUGACGAUACGGGAAAGCAUUCUCAUUAGCAAUGGAUCAAGGAUCAAAGGCUGGUGGGUGUCUCAUCACUACGUUUCCACAUUUUUGUCCGGGGUGAUGUUAACGUGGCCAGAUGGACUCAUGUAUCAAAUGUUUCGCAGUCAAUUUUUAGCGUUUUCAAUAUUCCAAAGUUGUGUUCAGUUCCUCCAAUAUUACUACCAGAGGGGCUGCCUCUACAGGCUCCGUGCUCUGGGCGAGAGAAACCACUUGGACCUUACAGUGGAAGGAUUUCAGUCCUGGAUGUGGCGGGGGCUGACCUUCCUCCUCCCCUUCUUGUUCUUUGGCCACUUCUGGCAGCUAUAUAAUGCAAUCACACUUUUUGGAUUGUCAAGGCAUAAGGAGUGCAAAGAAUGGCAGGUCUGUGUGUUGGCUUUCACGUUUCUGCUGCUCUUCCUCGGGAACUUCCUCACUACGCUCAAAGUGGUGCACACUAAGCUGCAGAAAAACAAGGACAAAGUGAAGCCGCUGUGAGGCGGCUGCGGGGGCUGCUCCUGCCUGCGCCCGCGGCGGGAACGGGCCCCGCGCAGAGCUGUCCCCAGGGCUGCCGAGGGACAUGGACUAUCCUGGCACACACUCAGUAUUAAGCAAGCAUGGCUCUCCUAUUUAUGUAUAUUUAUACAAAACAUGCUUGCUUUUUAUUUUUUAUUUUUUUUCCUGUAUAUCCAGCAGCAUGCACCUGCCAGAGGGAGUGCCGGUACUGGGAGAAUGUGGGAUCUACUGUAAUUCCAGUUCUGGAGUAAUCUCUGAUGCUCUCCUCUCCAGUUUACUUAUUUAAAUUUGGGGCAUUGGAUUUGCAAAGCUUUAUAAACACUCCAGGUUGCUCAAUAAUACAGACCGAAUGUUAUUUUUAAGGCAUUUAAGGCUAAUUUUCAGUGGCAAUAUUAACCUGUGUGUACUAUGAAAAAAAAAAAUUCCAUCUUUGAACCAUACUGCUGCUAUAUACACUUUUUAAAAGUUAUUUAAUGAAGAGAAAUUUUAAAAAACAGCAACCAAAACUAGCUGCUAAAUGGCAAGGAGGUCUGCUAACUUUCUUCCAGAGAGACCAAGUAAUUUGUCUGGGUCUGGAAAAGGUUUAAAAUAAAUUGCAUAGUAUGCAGCUGGCUCAGCUCUUUUUUAAUAAUAAACACCCUGCCCUUUGGGUUGGAGCAUUUAUUUGCUGAGCCUCCUUUUCUUGAAAAUGACCCUCAUCAGGGCAUUAGGUGCAACAGCCACUGCCCUUCCUGUUCUGUUGUCAGUAUUUUUUGCUUCCAGGGUCACUCUGGAAAGGUGAAGACAGACUGAGCCUAAGUAUUAAAUCCUUCCUUUCAAUACCAUUAGGGGAUAUCAAGGUGGCAAGAGUUAAGAGAAUGUAUACGCUCCCUCGGAAGUCUGUCUGAGGGGAAAUCCUGACCCUCACCCUUGUCUCCUUGUGCUUCUUGGACUGAAUUUACUCACUCAAAUACAGCUUGUUUGGGUGUUUAACUCUGUACCUCCUAAACCCAGCUUCCAAAGUGUGCGCUGUUUUAUGCAGCACCUUUCUCAACUGUAGGACUUUUCUUUGUGCUGGCACAAUGUCCAGAUGGGGCAAAUGGCUUUAGCAGAAUGUGACUGGAAAAUGAUGCCCUUCUCCCACAAAGA
Molecule: messenger RNA, 2166 nt
Organism: Nothoprocta perdicaria
Lineage: Eukaryota; Metazoa; Chordata; Aves; Tinamiformes; Tinamidae
Gene: TMEM120B
Product: transmembrane protein 120B
Exons: 12
Coding region: 1-1020 (339 amino acids)
Biological process (GO): fat cell differentiation
Cellular component (GO): nuclear inner membrane
Source: RefSeq, a predicted model, not a curated record